AUGCUGCCUUCAAGCCCACCUUCCAAACGCUCAUCCAUAGAUAUUCAAAAUUUAUACAAUGCCAUCGACUCCGCCACACCUGACCGCCUGCGUACUUUGUUGAAGAACCUGAUUACUACGUCUCCUGCGAAUUUCGAAUCUAUUCAAGGCGAAUUAAUGCUCCAGCAUGGUGCGCUAAAAAGGGCCUGGUCAGAGAAUGAUAAUGAUGAAGAUGAUGAAGAUGACGACGACGAUAGUUCAGAGGAUUCAGGACACGAUAACGAGUCAGAUAACUCUGACGGACAAACUGAUGCGCCAGCAAACAGGCAGCGUUUCGAGAUUUGCGAGCAGUGUAACGAGGAGUACGACGUUCUGCAUAACAAUAAGAAGAGCUGCCAAUGGCAUGAAGGCGAACAAGAAGUAGACUGGGACGGCGACUUCUGGGCCGAUCACGACGAGCGUUGUCAUGGCACGAUCGAUACACCUGAAAUGCGCAAGGAGCACCCCGAGGGUUUUGUGUGGGAUUGCUGCGACGAACCGGGGGAUGCAGCUGGGUGCAAGACGAGUAGACACCGACCAAAUCGUGCGAAGAGGGUGCGGAUAUAG
Parastagonospora nodorum SN15 is the source of this 585-nucleotide messenger RNA. RefSeq lists its product as hypothetical. The record is from RefSeq and is a predicted model, not a curated record. Bases 1 to 585 code for a protein of 194 amino acids. NCBI's taxonomy places the organism in Eukaryota, Fungi, Ascomycota, Dothideomycetes, Pleosporales, Phaeosphaeriaceae. The transcript has 2 exons.